UUGGCCCAGUCACUCUGCAGCUUGACACCGUGGUGGCUAACGUUAGCUACAGGUUAUCUAUGGAGGAAAAUACAGUUAGCGAUGCGUUUCAGGUUGUUUUAGCCCCUGACAGACUGAAAUAAGAUGGACACUGUAACAACAGACUCGUCUGCGACUGAGGAGGAUGAAUGUUCAGACUCUGAGGUUUUUUGUUUGAGGAGAGUCGGAAGAAAUGCAGACUGGCUUCGCUUGUUCGCAAACACUGAGAUAACCAUAGGACGGGGUCUGGAUGUAACAUACCAACUGUUGUCUCCAAGUUGUCCUUUGAUGAUCUCCAGACUGCACUGCACAUUCAGGCAAAGGGAGGAUGGACAGUGGAUAGUGACAGACAAGGAGAGCCUCAACGGUGUAUGGGUGAAUGGAAACCGCCUAUCCGCUCACGAACCACACCAGUUGAGGCUCGGAGACUCCAUACAACUUGGAGUUCCUAUAACUGGAACCUAUGUGGAGUUUGACUACAUCCUGGUCCAGCGGCCCCUGAAAGACAUUAAACUUUACCUGACAAAGGGACACAGAGAUGGCACCAAAUCAACCCAGGUUUCCAAGAAGUCCAAGAGGAAGUUGAACGUGGAAGAGGUUGAGGCCUCUACCUCAAAGCCCAAGCUCUAUCGCUGCUCCUCUGGUGACAAGUCGUUCGCAAAGCCCUGCCCUGUGUCAGCAGUGAAACGGCAGCAGAGGCUCAGUCGCACCCAGCCGGAAGAAACGGGACCCAGCAGACAAGUCCAGAAAGUAGACGGUGCCGUAGAUGGCUCCAGCACUCUCUGUGACCUGGACAAUUUGCAAAUGUACAGCCAGAACAUCCUGAUACUGAGGGAGCAGGUGGACGACACCCAGAGGCAGGUGGCGUCUCUUGGGGGAGAGCCGCAGCAGGCCGACCCACUCAAAGAGGAGCAGGUCAGAGAGCUGCAGGGCCAGCUGGAGACCCUCAGAGCCAAGAUGCACCGGAUGGAGACAUUAGAAAAGUCAUUCAGUGAAACGAAGAGGAAGCUAGAGGCAGAGAAAACACAGCAACAAGAGGAGCUAUUAAAGAAACAGCUGGAUGAGGCCUUGCAGGAGCAAAAGAAAGUAAUAGACGAACUUGCGCUUUCUCGGGAGGGCUUCGAAGAGAUUCUCCUGGCCAAAAACAAAGAGCUAGAAGUGUCAAAGGAGGAGAAAGAAAAGGCGAGGGCCCAAAAAGAGGAAGUAGUUACACAAGUAACUGAAGUUCUGGAGAACGAGCUUCAGUGCAUCAUCUGCUCCGAGCUCUUCAUUGAGGCAGUCAUCCUGAACUGCGCUCACAGCUUCUGCAGUCACUGCAUCAAGCAGUGGCGCAAAAAGAAGGACGAGUGUCCCUUCUGCCGGCGGGCCAUCCAGUCCCAGACCCGCUGCCUGGCCCUGGACAACUGCAUCGACAGCAUGGUGGAGAACCUGAGCCUGGACAUGAAGUCGAGGCGACAGACCCUCAUCGCUGAGAGGAAAGCAGCUGACUCGGGUGCUCAGGUGAUGGUGAUCCACGAUGACGACAGCAGCAGGAGCAGCAACAGCGACAGCAGCGACAGCAGCAUGGUGUCCAUCGGCAGCAGCCUGAGCUCCGUGGUCUCUGUGGACACGUAUAGCAGCGUCCACAUAGACUCCAGCACGCCCUACAGCGACUCUGACGGAAGCCUUGAUGUGUUGGACGAUUAGCCCUUCUGUCCCGGGGCCUGCAAUGUGAAUUGGACUUUUUUGGUGUUGAUGUUUGCAUUUCCCUGGAUUGUCCCCAGAUAGUACAUUACGUUUUGGUCUGUUGGUGAGUCCACUUACCUGAUUCAGAUGAGGUUUACGUUUGUCUUUUUGUAAAAUGAUCUGUUGUCUCUUUUUCUUUGUUUUUGAAAAAAAAAGGAAUAAAAAUGUUUCUUCUUAUGCA
Messenger RNA from Eleginops maclovinus (Patagonian blennie), 1924 nucleotides. It is a transcript of the gene rnf8, whose product is annotated as ring finger protein 8, E3 ubiquitin protein ligase. Gene Ontology annotation, cellular component: cytosol; site of double-strand break; ubiquitin ligase complex. The transcript has 9 exons. The record is from RefSeq and is a predicted model, not a curated record. Gene Ontology annotation, molecular function: histone binding; ubiquitin protein ligase activity. The coding region runs from base 124 to 1704 and encodes 526 amino acids. Gene Ontology annotation, biological process: double-strand break repair; ubiquitin-dependent protein catabolic process; protein K48-linked ubiquitination. Lineage: Eukaryota; Metazoa; Chordata; Actinopteri; Perciformes; Eleginopidae.